Molecule: messenger RNA, 2886 nt
Organism: Daphnia magna
Lineage: Eukaryota; Metazoa; Arthropoda; Branchiopoda; Diplostraca; Daphniidae
Exons: 3
Coding region: 1-2886 (961 amino acids)
Source: RefSeq, a predicted model, not a curated record
AUGACCGACUCGCAUGGAACGAUUCGAAGCGAUCCAGAGAAGAAACUAGAACCUUGGAGCAGUUUGGUGAAUGGCUCUGUUUCAGAGCAGCUGCCUACAGGACUCCUUACGACGUCGCUUCAGAUCAACAACAACAACCACAGCGAGAGCCCGGUAGGCAGCGGGCUCGAACGAACCAUGUCGCCACCAACCGACCUCCUCACAAGUGCUACAAAUGUCAGCAAGGUCAUCGCAUCGAUGUAUGUGAGUCGUUCAAAUCCCUCUCCAUUGAAGAAAGAAUUAAUUUCGUCAAACUACACCGCCUAUGUUACGGAUGCCUUCGUCCCUUCCAUUCAGCGAAAACAUCAUUCUCUCAUUCAUCAAGAAGAGCCGAUCAACCCGACCUCUGUGGAGACGUAUACGGGCAGUACUGCCUGCGCCCAGAUUGCUUCAAAUCAUCGAGUCGUCUUUGGAGUUCUUCGAGUCAACGUUCGGGAUCGAUCGGGCCGAUGGAAAACAGCCAAUUUAUUCUACGAUGAAGGCAGCGACACGUCGCUGGUGAGAGAAGGAUUCUUACGCCGACUAGGAUUCAAAGGCAAACCAAUCCUACUCGAGAUUUCUGGUGUCCGGGCGGAGAUAAGUCAUUUUAAGUCAGAACAAAUUGCUCUUAAUAUUGAACUUUCAUCUGGAGGAGCUGCUUGUGUGAACGUCGCAUCUCUUCCCAUCGUCUGCGAUCCGAAACCCUUGACCAACUGGGCCGACAAGAAGCGCAACUGGAUUCAUUUAAAAGAUCUACCCUUGGAGGAGAGUGGAGGUCGUAUUGACAUUCUACUGGGACUUGACCACAGUCAUCUCGUCAUUCCUUUGGACGUUCGCAGUGGAGCAGACAACGAACCCUACGCGUUUAAAUUGAAAUUAGGAUGGAUUGUAAGAGGAGUACUGGGAGAAGCUGAUCCGAAGCAAUCCGCCCGGAUCAACGUGAUUUCAUCUUGCAACAUAUCUGACUUAGAUACGGCCAUUCGUCAAUUUGCGGACACGGAAUCAUUUGGGACAGAAUACAAGAAGGAUCGGAUGACCCCAGAAGAUCAAGCAGCCAUCGACAUUGUCGCCGGAGGAACGCGACAACUGGAAGUAGGUUACGAAGUGGCGUUGCCAUGGAAAGCGGCCUCACCUGGCCUACCCGUCAACCGCCAACUGGCCGUCUUUAGAGCCCCUAGCUUAUUCAAGAAGUUCGAGAAGGAUCCCGUCUACAAAGAAGAUUAUGCGAAGGCUAUGAAGAAGUAUUUUGAAAAGGGAUAUGCCGCUAAGGUUCCAGUGCUAGAACUCAACACCCCUAAACAGUAUUUCCUCCCACAUCAUGGCGUUUAUAAGAAAAGUUCAAGAAAGCUGAGAAUUGUGUUUGACUCCGCAGCCGUUUAUCAAAACCGUUGCCUUAAUGACGCGCUUCUCAGCGGCCCUGCCUGGCAGGUUCAGCUUCCAUCAGUUUUAAUCCGUCUCAGAGAAGGAAGAAUCGCCUUCGCAGCCGACAUCGAAGCGAUGUUUAGCAGAAUUCGUCUCCGCCCAGAAGAUGCAGCUUAUCACCGCUUCCUCUGGAAGGAAGAAGGAUCAGAAGAAUUUACCACCUAUCAGAUGAAUCGAUUGUCAUUUGGUGACAAAUGUUCACCAUUCGUCGCGAUCGCCACCAUCCGAAGAGUAGCAGACGAUCAUGGCGCAGAGAAACCGGAAGCGGUAAAGGCGAUCAAGGAAAAUAUGUACAUGGACGACUAUCUGGACACAAUACUCAAUUCCGAGUCAACGAUUACGAAAAGCGACCAUGAAAUAAAGGUUCUCGGAAUAAGAUGGAACACCGAACUUGAUCAUUUAUCUCUUGUUAUUGGUGGAGCAGACCAUGUUAUUUACAAUCGAUUCGGCAUUUCAAGUUUCGUCUCCAGCAUAUUCGACCCUCUUGGAUUCGCCUCACCAUGGAUCGUCAAGGCAAAGAUCAAGUCCAGACAGCUCAGUACUAAAGGUGUCACCUGGGAAGAAAUCAUCGCAGAGGAUGACCAGACCUGGUGGAGAGAAUGGAUUACGUCGCUCAACACGAUAAAGGAAACGGCGAUCCCACGGUGUUUAUUCCCGGAUGAAGAAUUGAUCACGAGUUCCGAGCUACACGUCUUCAGCGACGCAUCAGAGGAAGCGUUUGCGUCAGAUGUGUACCUGAGACAUACCUACUUAUCCGGCCAAGUCAUCAUUCAUUUAGUGAUAGCCAAAACCAAAUUGGCUCCAAAGAAGGUUCUGUCCAUCCCGAAGCUGGAGUUACAAGCCGCUUUGAUGGGUGCAAGAUUAGCCGACUAUGUAACCAACUCUCUGACCAGACCGGUUACUAGAAGAAGAUUUUGGACGGACAGUUCCUGUGUAAGAAAUUGGAUUAGGUCGACAGCCGCGUACUACAAACCAUUCGUCUCUCAUCGACUGGGGGAAAUCCAAGUACUGACAGAGUCUUCUGAGUGGAGAUUCGUACCCGGCCGUAUAAAUUGUAGCGAUCUAGCCACCCGUUCGUCAAUUGAAACCAUUCCUGACGUUUGGUUCAAGGGUCCAGAGUUCCUGUAUCAACCCGAAGAGGAGUCGCCCAUCGAUUUGCCCUGGAUGUCCGUCGUGGAAGAAAUAAAAUCAGCCCGGACCUUCCUUGCCGAAGUUGAAAUCCGCCCGCAAAUGGACUGGUCAUCUCUACAGUUCGGUCCAAACGAUUUACAAAAUGUUAUCCAAGGGAAACCACAACACAUCGAGAUACUACAACGAUGCCAAGAAGAAUCGUUUGAAAGAGAACUACGAAGAGUGAAGGAAUCAAAAGAGCUCCAUUCAUCGUCAAGCCUUCUUUCCCUCACACCGUUUAUCGGAAAGAAUGGAUUAUUGCGACUGGGUGGCUGA